Nomascus leucogenys (northern white-cheeked gibbon) is the source of this 3246-nucleotide messenger RNA. Its product is annotated as ubiquitin carboxyl-terminal hydrolase 6-like. The record is from RefSeq and is a predicted model, not a curated record. Gene Ontology annotation, molecular function: cysteine-type deubiquitinase activity. Gene Ontology annotation, cellular component: Golgi apparatus. Lineage: Eukaryota; Metazoa; Chordata; Mammalia; Primates; Hylobatidae. Gene Ontology annotation, biological process: protein deubiquitination.
AAGAACUUCUGGCUUUUCUCUUGGAUAGUCUUCAUGAAGAUCUCAACCGAGUCCAUGAAAAGCCAUAUGUGGAACUGAAGGACAGUGAUGGCCGACCAGACUGGGAAGUAGCUGCAGAGGCCUGAGAAAACCAUCUAGGAAGAAAUAAGUCAAUUGUUGUGGAUUUGUUCCAUGGGCAGCUAAGAUCUCAAGUCAAAUGCAAGACAUGUGGGCAUAUAAGUGUCCGAUUUGACCCUUUCAUUUUUUUGUCUUUGCCACUACCAAUGGACAGUUAUAUGCACUUAGAAAUAACAGUGAUUAAGUGAGAUGGUACUACCCCUGUACGGUAUGGACUAAGACUGAAUACGGAUGAAAAGUACACAGGUUUAAAAAACCAGCUGAGUGAUCUCUGUGGACUUACUUCAGAACAAAUCCUUCUAGCAGAAGUACAUGGUUCCAACAUAAAGAACUUUCCUCAGGACAACCAAAAAGUACAACUCUCAGUGAGCGGAUUUUUGUGUGCAUUUGAAAUUCCUGUCCCUGCACCUCCAAUUUCAGCUUCUAGUCCAACACAGACAGAUUUCUCCCCUUCACCAUCUACAAAUGGAAUGUUCACCCUAACUACCAAUGGGGACCUACCCCGACCAAUAUUUGUCCCCAGUGGAAUGCCAAACACUGUUGUGCCAUGUGGAAAUGAGAAGAACUUCACGAAUGGAAUGGUUAAUGGUCACAUGCCAUCUCUUCCUGACAGCCCCGUUACAGGUUACAUCAUUGCAGUCCACCGAAAAAUGGAGAAUCACCCCAGCCUCUUUGGAAUGCCAUUGAUUGUUCCAUGUACUGUGCAUACCCGGAAGAAAGACCUAUAUGAUGUGGUUUGGAUUCAAGUAUCCUGGUUAGCGAGCCCACUCCCACCUCAGGAAGCUACUAAUCAUGCCCAGAAUCGUGAUGACAGUAUGGGCUAUCAAUAUCCAUUCACUCUACGAGUUGUGCAGAAAGAUGGGAACUCCUAUGCUUGGUGCCCAUGGUCUAGUUUUUGCAGAGGCUGUAAAAUUCAUUGUGGGGAAGACAGAGCUUUCAGUGGAAAUGCCUAUAUUGCUGUGGAUUGGGACCCCACAGCCCUUCACCUUCGCUAUCAAACAUCCCAGGAAAGGGUUGUAGAUGAGCGUGAGAGUGUGGAGCAGAGUCGGCGAGUGCAAGCCGAGCCCAUCAACCUGGAUGGCUGUCUCCAUGCUUUCACCAGUGAGGAAGAGCUGGGGGAAAAUGGGAUGUGCUACUGUUCCAAGUGUAAGACCCACCGCUUAGCAACAAAGCAGCUGGAUCUCUGGAGGCUUCCACCCUUCCUGAUUAUUCACCUUAAGCGAUUUCAAUGUGUAAAUCGUCAGUGGAUAAAAUCACAGGAAAUUGUCACAUUUCCUCGGGAAAGUUUUGAUCUGAGUACUUUUCUGGUACCAAGAGACCUGGCUGUCUGCCAGCAUAAACCACUCACACCCCAGGGGGAUGAGCUCUCCAAGCCCAGGAUUCUGGCAAGAGAGGUGAAGAAAGUGGAUGCACAGUGUUCGGCUGGGCAAGGGGACGUGCUCCUGAGCAAAAGCCCAUCCUCACUCAGCGCCGACAUCACCAGCAGCCUGAAAGGCGAGGCCUACGGGCCUUAUGCAGGUUCUCCUUCAUCAAGAAAACGUGGAACCAGCUGUCCCUCCAGCAAAAACAGCAGCCAUAAUAGCAGCCCACGGACUUUGGGGAGGAGCAAAGGGAGGCUCCAGCUGCUGCCCCAGAGUGGCAGCAAAAAUAAACUGUCAAGUAGUAAGAAGAACUUGGAUGUCAGCAAAGAGAAUGGGGCUGGGCAGAUCUGUGAGCUGGCUGACGCCUUGAGCCGAGGGCAUAUGCGGGUCAGCCAGCCAGAGCUGGUCACUCCUCAGGACCACGAGGUAGCUUUGGCCAAUGGAUUCCUUUAUGAGCAUGAAGCAUGUGGUGAUGGCUGUGGUAAUGGCUACAGCAAUGGUCAGCUUGGAAACCACAGUGAAGAAGACGGCACUGAUGACCAAAGAGAAGACACUCAUAUUAAGCCUAUUUAUAAUCUCUACGCAAUUUCACGCCAUUCAGGAAUUCUGGAUGGGGGCCAUUAUGUCGCUUAUGCCAAAAACCCAAACUGCAAGUGGUACUAUUACAAUGACAGCAGCUGUAAGGAAACUUCACCCUGAUGAAAUUGACACCGACUCUGCCUACAUUCUUUUCUAUGAGCAGCAGGGGAUAGACUAUGCACAAUUUCUGCCAAAGAUUGAUGGCAAAAAGAUGGCAGACACAGCAGUAUGGAUGAAGAGUUUGAGGCUGAUUAUGAAAAGGAUUGUAUGUUACAGGAAAGCUACCACUCUGGCUGCUAGACAGCUUGGUGGUGAGGGAGAUGACUCCUUGUAGCUGAUAGUUGGCAAAAGUGUCACUGAAAGGCAAGCUAAAUGUAGUUAUUUUAUCCUGUUAGAAUAGAAAUUCUAAUUAAAAUAGUCAACUUUAAGAGUAGUAAUAAUUUUAUUUUGAAGUCUCAUACAAGCUCUCUGAUAGAGAACUUUCAGGCAGAUCCCACCAUUAGCCUGUAAACAAAAGGUGUGGCACCAGCCACCUGGGACCAAAUAAGAAUUCAAUUGUGCUUGUCCAGAUAGGAACAAAUAUGUAGUGAGUAUAGAGUUUAUCAAUAAUCAUAACAAAUAUUAAAGAUUUCCUUGGAGUCAAAGUAAAAAACAAAAAAUUGUAAUGUUGUCUAGGGAUGACAUGAUAUGCUACCUCCUUUUUCCUGAAGUUUUAUUCCAUUAUAUUGACAAGAUGUAGAAAGCAAGAUCAUGAAGGUGUGCAAAUGAUUCUUACGGCAUGGGCGAGGAUUUUUCCAUUUAUUUUUUAAACUGCUUCCAUACCCUUUGUCUUUCUUGCUUUUUGUUUUUGCCGUUGUGUUGAUGUUUGAGACGCAACUAGUCGUUGGUGGCAGGGGCAUAGAGUGGUCAGUCUGAAAGGGAGGCUCUCUUAAGAGCUAUGUGCCUUCCACCCAGAGGGAGACCCAGUAGAAAGAAAAACCAUCCUGGGAAAUCCAGCUACCAUGGCCCUCCCAGUGGAGGCAUCUUACAUUUAGGAUACUUCAAGUAUCCUCAGAAAUGUAUUCUGCACCCCCGGCCCUGCCCAUGCUGAUAGAGUGUAAAUAAAAUAGUGUUGAUGUACUGAAAUAUGAACUGUAUAAAAAGUAUUCGUAAUUGUAUAUGGGGUGUACCCGUUUAUCUGUAACUAUUA